AUGCUUCUCCUCCGUCUCUCCAUGCUGAUUCUGCUCACACAGCCUUCAAGGUCAGUGGGAGCAGAAAUGAAGACCUAUUCCCAGAGAGCAGUGACCAACGCCUGUACCCUCGUCAUGUGUAGCCCCGUGGAGAAUGGCCUACCUGGUCGCGAUGGACGGGAUGGGAGAGAGGGCCCCAGGGGCGAGAAGGGAGAUCCAGGUGUGCCAGGAGCUUUAGGGCGAGCGGGGAUGCCUGGACCAGCUGGACCAGUUGGUCCCAAAGGGGACAAUGGGUCUGUUGGAGAACCCGGACCAAAAGGAGACACUGGACCAAAUGGACCUCCAGGACCUCAAGGUAUGCCUGGUCCAGCUGGAAGAGAGGGUCCCUCAGGGAGGCAGGGGAACGUAGGACCUCAAGGAAAACCAGGCCCUAAAGGAGAGGUUGGGCCCAAAGGAGAGGUGGGUGCUCCAGGCAUGCAGGGCUCUGCAGGGACAAGAGGCCCCACAGGUCUUACAGGAGAGAGAGGAGCCCCUGGUGAGCGUGGAGCCCCUGGCAAUGCUGGGGCAGCAGGAUCUGCUGGAGCCAUGGGUCCACAGGGACCUCCAGGUGCCAGGGGACCCCCAGGACUGAAGGGGGACAGAGGUGUUCCCGGAGACAAAGGAGCCAAGGGAGAGAGUGGGCUUCCAGAUAUCGCUGCUCUGAGGCAGCAGGUGGAGGUCUUACAAAGACAGGUACAACACCUCCAGGAUGCCAUCUCUCAGUAUAAGAAAGUGGAGCUCUUCCCCAACGGCCGAGGGGUCAGCGAGAAGAUCUUCAAGACGGGAGGCUUUGAAAAAACUUUUGAGGAUGCACAGCAGGUAUGCACACAGGCCGGAGGACAGAUGGCCUCCCCACGCUCUGCAGCUGAGAAUGAGGCCUUGCAACAGCUGGUCACAGCUGAGAACAAGGUUGCCUUCCUGAGCAUGACCGACACCAAGACGGAGGGCAAGUUCACCUACCCCACAGGGGAGACCCUGGUCUACUCCAACUGGGCCCCCGGGGAGCCCAACAAUGAUGGCGGGGCAGAGAACUGUGUGGAGAUCUUUACCAAUGGCAAGUGGAACGACAAGACCUGCAGAGAGCAGCGCCUCGUGAUCUGCGAGUUUUGA
Diceros bicornis minor is the source of this 1128-nucleotide messenger RNA. RefSeq names its product surfactant protein D (gene SFTPD). The record is from RefSeq and is a predicted model, not a curated record. NCBI's taxonomy places the organism in Eukaryota, Metazoa, Chordata, Mammalia, Perissodactyla, Rhinocerotidae. The coding region runs from base 1 to 1128 and encodes 375 amino acids. The transcript has 7 exons.